Macrosiphum euphorbiae (potato aphid) is the source of this 483-nucleotide messenger RNA. The record is from the annotation of a GenBank genome assembly. Lineage: Eukaryota; Metazoa; Arthropoda; Insecta; Hemiptera; Aphididae.
AUGAAAGUCCUCAUACUCAUGUCGUAUGAAUGCCUCAUCACUACAAUUCCAUGCAUAGACAGCUUUAUACAUAAAUUAACUGAAGAAACAUAUAAGAGAUUUGGUCAGUUAGAAAAAGAUAUGCUGUUAGCUGAGGCAACAUUUUUGGAUCCUCGGUUCAAAAAAUAUGGAUUCAAAAAUCAUUUUGCUUUUCAAGACACCAAAAGAUCUAUUGUCAACAAAGGAAAAAUUAUAAUUAGUGAAAAAAAUGUACAGCAACGUAACUUGACAACUUACCCGAUACCACCGACAGGGAGUAAUAAAGAAGAUUCAAUUUGGAACGACUUUGAUUUGGAAGUUACUGAUAUAGUUCAGUCUCAGGAUCCAAAAGCGUUGAUGAUUAUCAAAGUAGAUAAGUAUCUUCAAGAACCUUUGAUUGCAAGAUCAAACGAUCCAUUAAAACGGUGGAAUGAAAACAAAAAAAAUUUACCCUACUUUGUUUGA